CGGUAUAAGCUGCUCAUCUUUAACAAAAACAUUAUAUCGGCGAAACAAAACAAAGUUGAGAAGAUGAAAGUUGAAAAAUUAAGGCGGAAUUUCUGGAUUUCCGCAGAAAUCGAAUGUAUGUUAAAUUUGUUGCGUGAAGUGUACAACGUGCAAGGAACCACUGCAACGACAAAUUACACUUUUAUCCUAAUUGCUAAUAAGAUGAGAAAACGAGGAUUCCCCAACAAAUCGGCUGCACAGAUACGUCGGAAAUGGUUCCAAAUGAAGUCGGCUUAUUUGUGUUACAAGCGUGGUAAUACCGAGAGAUUGCUUUUAAUACCUGAAAAAUUCCGACCAACAAUAGCAGAAUUCGUGGACAAAGAAGUUAAGAUACAUACCUAUUCAGAGUUACCAGCGUCUCCAACAUCACCACCAGCGCCUCCGCCACCAGUUGUCGCGGCACCGGCCCCACCACCAGCACCAGCGCCAGUGCCAGUGCAAACACCUCCAGCUACCAUUACCAGCAACGCAAAUUAUAAGAUGAGAGAUACUUCCAAUGUUGCAAAACCAUCACUGAGUUUCGGCAAAAAUCUUUACAGGGAUAGUAGAUUUGAUGAUUUUCUCUCUCGUGUAAAGCAAACACACAAAAUCAUAAAUAAUGAUUUUGCUAAUAUGCAGAAAAUUCUAAUGGAUUUCGAACAUGAAUGCCAGUCCGAGAGAGACGCUAAAUUAAUACAAUUUAUUAAAAAUACUAAAUAUAAUUUCUAAAAGAAAAACAAAGGAAUAAACAAAUAUAAGACUAGUUAUUAAAAUCAAAAAGUGAA
Messenger RNA from Anastrepha obliqua, 803 nucleotides. RefSeq lists its product as uncharacterized. NCBI's taxonomy places the organism in Eukaryota, Metazoa, Arthropoda, Insecta, Diptera, Tephritidae. The record is from RefSeq and is a predicted model, not a curated record. The transcript is spliced from 3 exons. The coding region runs from base 64 to 747 and encodes 227 amino acids.